Hibiscus syriacus is the source of this 1632-nucleotide messenger RNA. RefSeq names its product factor of DNA methylation 4-like. Bases 1 to 1632 code for a protein of 543 amino acids. The record is from RefSeq and is a predicted model, not a curated record. The transcript has 6 exons. Lineage: Eukaryota; Viridiplantae; Streptophyta; Magnoliopsida; Malvales; Malvaceae. Gene Ontology annotation, biological process: gene silencing by siRNA-directed DNA methylation.
AUGAGUCAACUAGGUUUUUGCAAACUUAAAAAUGCCUAUUUGUUGUUUGUUGAUGAUCAGAUGUCUAACCUUCAAAAGAAAGAUGACGACGUGUUUGUUUAUCCAUGGAUGGGAAUCAUUGCCAAUAUACCAACGACAAUACAAAAUGGUAGGAAAGUGGGUGGAAGUGGAAGCAGGUUGCGUGACGAUUUGACAGAAAAGGGAUUUAAUCCAUCGAGGGUUCAUCCUCUUUGGAACCGACACGGCCAUUCUGGGUUUGCCAUUGUGGAAUUCAAGAAAGGGUGGGAUGGAUUUAAUAAUGCCUUCAUGUUUGACAAGAGCUUUGAGCAAGAACAGUGUGGGAAGAAGGAUUAUUUUUCACCUAGGAUGGAAAGAGAUAAGUUGUAUGGUUGGGUUGCUCGUGAUGAUGACUACUAUUCAAAAGGAUUAGUUGGCGAAUAUCUUAAAAACAAUGGGGACCUGAAGACUGUUUCGGACAAAGAAGCCGAAGAUCACAGGAAGGACUCAACAUUGGUGACAACGUUAACCAACACCUUGGAGACCAAGAACCAACGGCUUAAGGAAAUGGAGAAAAAGUAUACUAAGGUAAAAAUGUCCUUUUGGGCAUUGAUGGAUGAGAAGGAUGAGAUGAUCAAAGCUUACAAUGAAGAGUCAAGAAGGAUGCAACAGAAUGCUCAUGACCAUUUUAAGAAGAUUUCCUUGGAGCAUGAGAGGAUGGCCCGGCAGUUUUCUGACCAGAAAACAGAACUAGAGCAGCGUGAGAAGGAGUUGUUCGAUCGAGAGAUUCAAAAUGAGGCUGAGACAAGAAAACUUCAGCAUGAAAAGAUUAUGCAUGAGAAGGCAACCUUGGAGCAAACGAAGGCCGAUGAAAGAAUCUUAAGAUUGGCAGAAGAGCAGAAGAGUGAAAAGGAGAAACUUCAUAGAAAAAUCAUUGAGCUUGAGAAGCAACUUGAUGCUAAACAAGCUUUGGAGCUGGAGAUACAGAGCAUGAAAGGGCAAAUAGAAGUGAUGCAGCAUAUGGAAGGGGAUGGGGAAAUGAAGCAAAAGAUGGAGGCAAUUCAAGAGGAAUUAAGAGAGAAGGAAGAAGAGUGGAGCAGUGUGGAGGAGCUUUAUCAAGUUCUUGUUGUCAGCGAACGCCAGAAAAACGAUGAAUUACUGGAUGCUCGAAAGGAAUUAAUCGCCGGUUUGAAAGAUAUAUCCACCAAUACUCGUGCUUCUGUUGGUGUCAAGAGAAUGGGAGAGUUGGACAUCAAACCCUUCCGGAUUGCAGCCAAAAGAAAAUACUCAGGGGUAGAAGCUAAUCUGAAAGCAGCAGAGCGCUGUUCGCAGUUGCAGGACUACCUUCGAGAUUCUAAUUGGCACCCUUUUAAGAUACUCACGGACAAGGAUGGGAAUUCCAAGGAAUUACUUGACGAGGAAGAUGAGCAAUUGAAAGCCAUCAAGAGUGAGGAUGGAGAUGAAAUAUACAGUGCUGUUACAGCAGCCCUUGCAGAGAUUAAUGAGUACAACCCAAGUGGAAGGUACAUAGUACCCCAACUGUGGAAUUUCAAAGAAGGGAGGGAGGCAACAUUGAAAGAGGGAGUGGAGCAGUUGCUGAAUAAGUGGAAACAAUUUAAACGUAAGAAACACUAA